AUGGGUAAUCCACGGAGACCGAGGAGCGCCGACGACCUUCAUACGGCGGCAAGGUCCGGUGAUCUCAUUGCCGUUCAGUCAAUUUUGGCUUCAAAUCCUUUGGCCGUUAAUUCCAGAGAUAAGCAUUCCAGAACACCUCUACAUUUAGCAGCAUUUUCUGGGCAAGCGGAGGUAGUCGCUUAUCUCUGCAAGCACAAGGCUGAUGCUGGUGCUUCUGCUAUGGAUGACAUGGCUGCAAUACACUUUGCUUCACAGAAGGGACAUUUAGAAGUUGUUCGUGCUCUAAUUUCAGCUGGGGCCUCUCUCAAAGCAUUUACCCGCAAAGGCAUGACAUCAUUACACUAUGCUGUUCAAGGUUCCCAUCUGGAACUCGUCAAGUACUUGGCCAAGAAAGGGGCAAACCUUGGUGCCCAGACAAAGGCAGGAAAGACCCCUUUGGAUCUUGCUAGCAAAGAAGAAAUCCGAUCCUUUCUGGAGGAAUAUCAGAAGUCAGCAAAAAAUGGAGAACUGGGCGAGGAAGAUAAAGAUACAGCUGAAGAAUCUGAUCCCAAGGCAUCUGAAUUGGGAUCGGAAGGUGAUUUGAAUACUGAACCUCCUGCAGCUGCUGUUGAUGAAGAAAACAAUGUGGGAGAGAAGAGAAAGGGUAAUGACGAUGACACAAGACAAGAGUCGUCGCAACCAAAAAAAGCGAGAGUUAAGUUAAGCCAUCUCCAAAGUUCAGAUGAUACCCAAGAAGAAGAGAACAUGUAG
This is a messenger RNA of Sphenostylis stenocarpa, 750 nucleotides long. The record is from the annotation of a GenBank genome assembly. NCBI's taxonomy places the organism in Eukaryota, Viridiplantae, Streptophyta, Magnoliopsida, Fabales, Fabaceae.